AUGAACAUGAUUGAAAUCGUUAAAGACUAUGUUGAUAACAUGUUGAGCGAAGUAUAAGGUAGAAAAGCUCUAAUCCUUGAUAAAGAAACAUUAAAAAACAUUCCCGCAGAGAAGUUAACUCAUCUUAAAGCCAUAUUUUUCUGCAGAUGCAGUGAAGACAUUAUCAAUAAGAUAUGCAUAGAACUUUAAGAGCCUAAAUUUGCAUCUUACAAUCUCUGUAAUUACUAUUUCGCUAAAUUAAGUAUAGACUUUUCAAAUAGUUUGUUUAACGAUAAAAUCUAAAAAUUGGCUGAGUCAGAUAUACAAAAUGUAGUUAAUCAAGUUCAAGAAGUCUAUGCUGACUUCUCAAUUAUUAAUGAUGAUCUCUUCAAUUUAAACAUUCCAUCAGUAAUUGGCAUGACUGAGCCUUUGCCUAAAUGGACUAUCAGUGAUCAGUAAAACUUUAACAGAAUGAUUGAUGCUUUAUACUCUGUAGUUAUGGCAUCAAGAUCAAAUCCCUUAAUUAGAUUUCAAGCAAGAUCAGAAAUCUGCUUUAAAUUAGCUGAAAAACUUUCAGCCAAGCUAAAUGAUGAUGAGGAAUUCGUAGCAAGAGUCAGCAAAAACUCUCCAUCAACUGUCCUAUUGCUUUUAGAUAGAAGGGAAGAUCCUAUCACACCUCUACUUAAUCAAUGGACUUAUUAAGCAAUGAUUCAUGAAAUUUUAGGAAUAAAUAAUAACAGAGUAGAUAUGAAGAGUAGAGUGUAAAAUAUUCCUGAGGAUAUGAAGGAAGUUGUAAUCUCAUGUGAGGACGAUAAAUUCUUCAGGAAUAUAAUGUAUAAAAACUUUGGUGAUGUAGCAGAGGACAUUCACAACUUAGUAUAGUCAUUCUUGAAGAAUAAGUAAAGCUAAGCUCAAUUUACUUCUAUUGAAGACAUGUAAAGAAUCAUUGAGAAUUUCCCUGAGUUUAAGUAAAGUGAAAGAAACACUACUAAGCAUUUCCAUAUAUUAGAGGAACUGAGAAAAGUUGUAGAUGGUAGAAAGCUGUAUGAUUUAUCAGAAGUCGAGCAAGACUUGGUGUCUGGGAAUGAAAACAAGGCAGGACAUUUCAAAUCAGUUUCUGAUUAAAUCAAUAACGCAGAGAUUAGUAAAAUGGAAAAACUAAGAGUUUCAUUGAUCUUCUGUCUAAGAUACGAGAAUGAUGAGAAAGUUUACAAAGUUAAAGAGAUGCUUAAGAAGCAAGGGCUAGCAGAUUCUUAGGUAAAGAUCAUUGAUUGCAUCAUUGAGUAUGCUGGUAAGGCUAAAAGAGGAGGUGAUUUAUUUUAAAAUAAGGACUUAUUUGCAAGAGGGACAAAGAUCUUUAAAUCUUAUUUCCAGGAGGUGUAAAAUGUGCUUUUACAACAUAAACCCUCUUUAAUGACACAUCUUGAUAACAUAUACAAAGGUAAACUACCAGGUCCAGAAUUCCCAGCAACAAAAGCAACAGAUUUAAAAGAAAAACCACAAAAUGUGAUUGUAUUUAUGGUAGGUGGCACGACCUAUGAAGAGGCCAAAGAAGUAGCUUUGACAUAUAAUCAACAACAAAUUAGAGUUGUUUUAGGUGGUACUUGUAUUCAUAACAUGAAGAGCUUUAUUGCCGAUGUAUCCUAAAUUUCGCUAAUGAAAGGACCAAUGCAGAGUUUCGAGAUUGAAAAUCCAUGA
This is a messenger RNA of Stylonychia lemnae, 1677 nucleotides long. NCBI's taxonomy places the organism in Eukaryota, Ciliophora, Spirotrichea, Sporadotrichida, Oxytrichidae. The record is from the annotation of a GenBank genome assembly.